AUGAAGCAGCAGACCAAAGAGCCAAAGAAGUUGGAGGACAUCAUCACCAACUUUGUGGAAGAAUGUGACACAUGCAACAAACACAAUAACAAGAAACCAUUCAAGGCCCCAGCAAGAAAAUUCCCUGUGCCUACAGCCCCCUUUCAAGACAUCACCAUAGAUUUCACAGAUAUGGGGCCAGAGAACAGAUUAGGGGGAAAAAGGUAUCUCCUUGUAAUGGUAGACAGAUUCACAAAAUGGGUUGAAGCGAUACCAAGUAAAGAUGAAACAGCACAGACAGUUGUAAAAUGGCUGAAAAAUGAACUAGUACCCAGAUAUGGCGUACCACGGACAAUAAGAUCAGACAAUGGAUCUCAUUUUGCUAACAAACAUCUACAGAAAGUAGAAGAGGCAUUAGGGAUCAUACACAGAUAUGGGUCAGUUUAUCAUCCACAAUCACAGGGAUUAGUGGAGAGGGCCAACCAGACACUGAAAAGAAAAAUCGCUAAAGCAUGCGAAGGUACAAAACUAACAUGGGUAGAAGCACUGCCGUUAGCUCUUAUGUCCAUGCGCAGUUCCCCAGGAUCCGACACACACUUAUCUCCUCAUGAGUUACUGACUGGAAGAAAAAUGCCAGGCCCACCCAGGGAUGGAGGUCAUAUCCCUGGAUGUGUGUAAACAAGAAUAUGAUGACUACAUGAAGGCAUUGACCAGUCUUACUUCAGUUUUAUCUGAACAGGUAGCCAGAGCACAGACCCCGGGAGAAGAGGAGCCCCGGAGCAGUGUCAAGUCUUUACAGUGAUGUGACCAUGGAAAGUGAUGUCUGCAGGACCCUGUCUCUCCUGUAUCCCAGAGUGCGUGCAAUACAACUGCCUCCAGGAGUUGUCGCCAUCACACAACCCAACAGCUCUACCAUGAAUGUGGGACACCUACCUAAGAAGUUUUGUAUGUACACCUACAACACAUCUUCGUUCGUUCCCAAUGUCACACAGUCGAUGUUUAACAAUCAGAGUAAGGGACUCGCUGAUGUCUGGUGGAUGUGUGGGACACAGCCCCGCCUUAGAUCAUCCUUACCUGCUAAAUGGGGGGGAACCUGCACCUUAGUGUCCCUAUUGUUGCCGAUUAUCAUGCUUCCU
Molecule: messenger RNA, 1115 nt
Organism: Perca flavescens (yellow perch)
Lineage: Eukaryota; Metazoa; Chordata; Actinopteri; Perciformes; Percidae
Exons: 3
Coding region: 1-657 (218 amino acids)
Biological process (GO): DNA integration
Molecular function (GO): nucleic acid binding
Source: RefSeq, a predicted model, not a curated record